Molecule: messenger RNA, 1767 nt
Organism: Brassica rapa (field mustard)
Lineage: Eukaryota; Viridiplantae; Streptophyta; Magnoliopsida; Brassicales; Brassicaceae
Product: squalene monooxygenase 1,2
Biological process (GO): sterol biosynthetic process
Cellular component (GO): membrane; endoplasmic reticulum
Molecular function (GO): squalene monooxygenase activity; flavin adenine dinucleotide binding
Source: RefSeq, a predicted model, not a curated record
AUGUUAUGUUACUCUGCCUCUUGCAGCUCUCUCAUACAGAGUAAUAAAAGAUAUGGAUAUGGCUUUUGUGGAAGUUUGUUUACGGAUGCUACUUGUCUUCGUACUGUCUUGGACAAUAUUUCACGUCACCAACAGGAAGAAGAAGAAGGCGACGAAGUUGGCGGAUGUGGCUACUGAGGAGAGAAGAGAAGGUGGCCCUGACGUCAUAAUAGUCGGAGCUGGAGUGGGCGGCUCAGCUCUCGCCUAUGCUCUUGCUAAGGACGGGCGUCGAGUACAUGUGAUAGAAAGAGACAUGAGAGAGCCAGUGAGAAUGAUGGGCGAGUUCAUGCAGCCAGGAGGACGGCUCUUGCUUUCUAAGCUCGGUCUUCAAGAUUGUUUAGAGGAAAUAGACGCACAGAAAUCCACAGGCUUAAGACUUUUUAAGGACGGAAAAGAAACAGUCGCAUGUUUUCCCGUGGACACCAACUUUCCUUAUGAACCAUCUGGUCGAUUUUUUCACAAUGGCCGUUUUGUCCAGAGACUGCGCCAAAAGGCCUCUUCUCUUCCCAAUGUGCGGUUGGAAGAAGGGACCGUGAGAUCUUUGAUAGAAGAAAAAGGAGUAGUCAAAGGAGUGACAUACAAGAACAGUUCAGGGGAAGAAACCACAUCAUUUGCACCUCUCACUGUGGUAUGCGAUGGUUGCCACUCGAACCUUCGUCGCUCUCUAAAUGACAACAAUGCGGAGGUUACGGCGUACGAGAUUGGUUACAUCUCGAGGAAUUGUCGCCUUGAACAGCCCGACAAGUUACACUUGAUAAUGGCUAAACCGUCUUUCGCCAUGUUGUAUCAAGUCAGCAGCACCGACGUUCGUUGUAAUUUUGAGCUUCUCUCCAAAAAUCUUCCUUCUGUUUCAAAUGGUGAAAUGGCGUCCUUCGUGAAGAACUCUAUUGCUCCCCAGGUACCUCUAAAACUCCGCAAAACAUUUUUGAAAGGGCUCGAUGAGGGAUCACAUAUAAAAAUUACACAAGCAAAGCGCAUGCCAGCUACUUUGAGCAGAAAAAAGGGAGUGAUUGUGUUGGGAGAUGCAUUCAACAUGCGUCAUCCCGUAAUCGCGUCGGGGAUGAUGGUUUUAUUGUCUGACAUUCUCAUUCUAAGCCGUCUUCUCAAGCCUUUGGGCAACCUCGGUGAUGAAAACAAAGUCUCAGAAGUUAUGAAGUCCUUCUAUGUUCUACGCAAGCCAAUGUCAGCAACAGUAAACACACUAGGGGAUUCAUUUUGGCAAGUGCUAAUUGCUUCAACGGACGAAGCAAAAGAGGCCAUGCGACAAGGUUGCUUUGAUUACCUCUCUAGUGGUGGGUUUCGCACGUCAGGCUUGAUGGCUCUGAUUGGUGGCAUGAACCCUAGGCCACUUUCUCUCUUCUAUCAUCUAUUCGUUAUUUCUUUAUCCUCCAUUGGCCAACUGCUCUCUCCAUUCCCCACUCCUCUUCGUGUUUGGCAUAGUCUCAGACUUCUUGAUCUGUGUUUGAAAAUGUUGGUUCCUCAUCUCAAGGCUGAAGGAAUAGGUCAAAUGUUGUCUCCAACAAAUGCAGCAGCGUAUCGCAAAAGCUAUAUGGCUGCAACCGUUGUCUAGACAUUGAUGAAAUAUAGAUGGUGCACAAAUCUUUGUGAAAAUAGUAUUGCAAUAUGUUACUGAAGAAACUUUUCCUUAUCUACUUAUCUACUUAUGACAAUUAUUUUGAAAUAAGAUUAAGAAAAUAAUAAUGAGUAUAAUAAUUCCGUUUCGACGAA